AUGGCAAACAGAACUAAGACCUGCAGGAGCUUAACAUACUGUUAUGCUGCGUGGCGGUCGCCAGGAACACCUUGUUUUGGUGGUGGAGAGGGUGAAGAACAGGUUUGUGUUUGUGGCUACCUGCUGCAGAACGCCUUCGAGGCAGAGGCACGCCCACUUGGAAGCACAAUUCUUCUGGAAAGGCGGGAAGAGGAUGAAGAGGAGGGAAGAAGGACGCCAGUGAAAGGAGACUUGGAAAUGAAGCAGGAGGAGACCGGUGAGCAUGGAGAACUGGCUGGGCAGUUUGUGAGCGCCAUGCCCACCUCAGUGCCCCACGACAAGGGGACCUGGUUUUCUGAGGCAUGGGAGUAUUUCUACCUGGCUCCUACUUGUGCCGGGAACCACCACACUCAAUAUGCCACCUGCUGCCUGUGGGGCAAGCAGGUGAGCCGUGGCCCAGGGGUCAAAGUGGACACUGCCCUUUGGAAGCAUCUGAAAAGCAUGCACAGAGAGGAGCUGGAGAAGAGUGGUCACAGCCAGGCAGGGCAGCACCAGGACACACGGCCCCAGGAAACCCAACUCCCUGUCCACAUUGAGGGUGACUGGGGAAGGCUCCUGGAGCAGGGUGCCCUGGCAUCGUGGGAAAGCCAGAGGGUAAAGGAAGUGCUGAGGAGGGAGAGGGCGGUGGAGAGGAGGGAGGAAGUCCUGGAAGAGGUGGAAAGGGCCAUCCUGGAGACAAAGUGGAAGGUAAGGGCUGAGAAGGCCCCAUGCCAGCAUGAGAAGGACCUGUCUGCAGUGCGACACCCUUUCCAUUCAAUUUAA
Molecule: messenger RNA, 801 nt
Organism: Chinchilla lanigera (long-tailed chinchilla)
Lineage: Eukaryota; Metazoa; Chordata; Mammalia; Rodentia; Chinchillidae
Gene: Zbed2
Product: zinc finger, BED-type containing 2
Molecular function (GO): DNA binding
Source: RefSeq, a predicted model, not a curated record